ACAUGUUUAAAAACAAGCUUGGCCCGUGGGGUAAAAUCCAUAAUGAAAACAUCUGCAGAUGUAUCUUGGAAACAUCUGAAAUUGUCUGUAACCUGUACUGAUCACUGGCUUCAGGUCCGAAUAAGACGAGUACCGUAUAUGGGAGAACUGCUACCCCAGGUUUACGAACUAUAUCUAGGAACUGGCUGUCCUGUUACCAGGGUGCUGAAUGAUUCCUUCGAGUUCUUUUACAUGCUUUCUUCUUGUGGCAUCAGGACAUAUGAACGCUCGUGGGGCAUUCUCAUCGAAAGUUCAAUCACAUAUGAGCCUUUCUUUUUAAAUAGAAGAGGAAUCAGACCAGUAUUUUGCCUUGUUAAAAGAAAUGAUUCGUUCACCUUUGUGGAAAAAGACUUAAAAGAUAAUAGUAAUAUAUCUGAGAAAAGCUUCCAAGAGCCAGUAGGAAAGACAAACUCAACAUCAUCUCAAGGACAGUUCUUGGAGACCAAUCCAGAAGCAUCAUUUGGGAACAGUUCUUCCCUUGCUGGACUAUGUACUUUCUUUUAACCCCUUUUAAGUGAAGGAAUUAAGUUAUGAAUCCUAGCGGGGAAGACUGUCUUACUAAUCUUGGUAUUCCAGCUUGGCUCACUCUGCCUCUCGGAAAGUGAAUGAAUGCCUAUGGAUAGCAUCUUUUGCCUUUUAAAUAAUAAUGCUCUUUUUAAGAUGAAUUUGCUCUCCUGUACAUUUUAUGAGCUCUUUGAGUGGGGGGAAAAAAACAACUCCCCAGACUUUACAAUUUCUAAUUGGAUGAAAUUUUUAAAAAUAAAGUUUUACUUAUCUGAAUAAGUUUUUUUCUCUUCUUUGAAGAAAACUGAAAAUCUUGACUUCAGGGCAUUGUGGAGUUCUAGGCAACUGCAUUUUGUGAAGAUAUAGAUGCAUUUAUCACCUAAUGCUCUGAGUGGCAGGUGAAUAACUAUUGUACUAUAAUACAAUUCUCUGAUUCCUCUUCUACUUCCUUCUGAUAAUAUACAUAAAAUAAGAUCAGAGCUCUUUCUGUAAAUGUCUCAGAAUAGUAGACUAUUUUAGGUAUUAUAAUAUAGAUAUUUAGCAUUCUCUUUUUCUGUUCCCUAUUCUUAGUGUUUCUCUAGUUUUUCCUUUUCUAUAUGGUAGUAAUUUUAAGUCAGUUUGAGAUUUUGGGCUUAUCUAUUUUGCUCAUGUGAAAUGGCUAGUAUUUUGGGAAAACAUUCUAUUUGUUUUGAUGUCAUAAUUUCUGAUAGCUUUAAACCAAAACCUUGAAUUAGAAUCUUGGCUAAUCUCUUGUUCAGGUUUUUUUUUUUUUUUUGGCUUUUUAGGGUUGCACC
Molecule: messenger RNA, 1337 nt
Organism: Sus scrofa (pig)
Lineage: Eukaryota; Metazoa; Chordata; Mammalia; Artiodactyla; Suidae
Source: RefSeq, a predicted model, not a curated record